CGAGAGAGAGAGUGCAGGUUCUUCAUAAUUUCCCUUGUUAUUUGUUGUUGGUGAUGGCAAAGAAGAAUUGGUUACUGAAGAAAGUGGUGGGAAAGGAAAGCUUUUGGCCCUGGAAACUCUCCUCAGCUUUCAAGUGGAAGCCUCUUAAUUUUCAGAUGAAAAUAGUUGACAAUUUGGUUUUCAGGGUUCUUUAUGUUGUGGAAGCCAUUGUUCUUGUCUCCACUCUCUGCUUCUUCUAUCUUUGCUGUGGCUGCCACAUUUGACCCUUCCUUCCCCCAUCUUCAACUCUUUCAUUUAAUUUUUCGUAUUCAUUCAUUCAACUUUGAUUUUCUUUUUCCUUUUUUUUGACAUGAUAGUUUCUUUCCUUCAACUUAUAGCAUACAGUAAUUAUUUUUUGUAAUUUCUUUUCUUGAGCACUCGGAGGAGAUGAUUGUAACCCUAUGGUAUAUAUAUAGUAUAAUAUAUGAUGAAUUAUUAUAUUUCUUCAUUCUUCUAAGGAAAUGUUUUGAA
Messenger RNA from Durio zibethinus, 510 nucleotides. Lineage: Eukaryota; Viridiplantae; Streptophyta; Magnoliopsida; Malvales; Malvaceae. The record is from RefSeq and is a predicted model, not a curated record.